Molecule: messenger RNA, 2179 nt
Organism: Suncus etruscus (white-toothed pygmy shrew)
Lineage: Eukaryota; Metazoa; Chordata; Mammalia; Eulipotyphla; Soricidae
Gene: CACNB2
Product: calcium voltage-gated channel auxiliary subunit beta 2
Exons: 13
Coding region: 245-2053 (602 amino acids)
Biological process (GO): chemical synaptic transmission; calcium ion transmembrane transport; neuromuscular junction development
Cellular component (GO): voltage-gated calcium channel complex
Molecular function (GO): high voltage-gated calcium channel activity; protein binding
Source: RefSeq, a predicted model, not a curated record
CUUCAGAAAGGUUUGCUUUUUCCUCCUCCCCUCCUCAUCGAAACUGGAAAAGGAAAUUUCUGGGGAUUGGAGUUCCUCCUCCGGGCUAGGGAGUGAAAGCCCCGGAGGUUGCAAGGGUCGGAGGAGAGGGGUUUGCCCGGAGCAUGGAUAGGAACGGAGCUGGGGUUCUCUUGGGCUCAGCGCGCACUGAGGCUCAGCGCCCGGCGGAGCUGCAGCUGCGGAUGAGAAAGACGCCGCCUGGCUCAUGAAGGCCACCUGGAUCCGGCUUCUGAAAAGAGCCAAGGGAGGAAGGCUGAAGAAUUCGGACAUCUGUGGUUCGGCCGACUCUUACACCAGCCGUCCGUCUGAUUCCGAUGUUUCUCUGGAGGAAGACCGGGAGGCAGUACGCAGAGAAGCAGAGCGACAGGCUCAGGCCCAGCUGGAAAAAUCCAAGACAAAGCCUGUUGCCUUUGCCGUUCGGACAAAUGUCAGCUACAGUGCAGCCCAUGAAGAUGAUGUUCCCGUGCCAGGCAUGGCCAUCUCAUUCGAAGCAAAAGAUUUUCUGCAUGUUAAGGAAAAAUUUAACAAUGACUGGUGGAUAGGGCGGUUGGUGAAAGAAGGCUGUGAAAUCGGAUUCAUUCCAAGCCCGGUCAAACUCGAGAACAUGAGGCUACAGCAUGAGCAGCGAGCCAAGCAGGGGAAAUUCUACUCCAGUAAAUCAGGAGGAAAUUCAUCAUCCAGUUUGGGUGACAUAGUUCCUAGCUCCAGAAAAUCGACGCCUCCAUCCUCGGCUAUAGACAUAGAUGCUACUGGCUUAGAUGCAGAAGACAAUGAUAUUCCAGCAAACCACCGCUCCCCUAAACCCAGUGCAAACAGUGUAACGUCACCCCACUCCAAAGAGAAAAGAAUGCCCUUCUUUAAGAAGACAGAGCACAUGCCGCCCUACGAUGUGGUCCCCUCCAUGCGCCCUGUGGUCCUGGUGGGCCCAUCCUUGAAAGGCUACGAGGUCACAGAUAUGAUGCAGAAAGCGCUCUUUGACUUCCUGAAGCACCGAUUUGAAGGGCGGAUCUCCAUCACCCGGGUCACAGCGGACAUCUCACUCGCCAAACGUUCAGUGUUAAACAAUCCUAGUAAACAUGCGAUAAUAGAAAGAUCCAGCACAAGGUCAAGCUUAGCGGAAGUCCAGAGUGAAAUUGAAAGGAUUUUUGAACUUGCAAGAACACUGCAAUUGGUUGUCCUUGAUGCAGACACGAUUAAUCAUCCAGCUCAACUCAGUAAAACCUCAUUGGCCCCAAUUAUAGUGUAUGUGAAGAUCUCCUCUCCAAAGGUUUUACAACGGCUAAUAAAAUCACGAGGGAAAUCUCAAGCUAAACACCUCAACGUCCAGAUGGUUGCGGCUGAUAAACUGGCUCAGUGUCCUCCAGAGUUGUUUGACGUGAUCCUGGAUGAGAACCAGCUGGAGGAUGCCUGCGAACACCUGGCCGACUACAUGGAGGCCUACUGGAAGGCCACCCACCCUCCAAGCAGCAACCUCUCCAACCCGCUUCUCAACCGGACUCUAGCCACAUCCACUCUGCCUGUCAGCCCCACUCGCGCCUCUAAUUCCCAGGGUCCCCAAGGCGACCUGCGGACAGAACGCUCCACGGUGGCCCGUUCUGCCUCCCAUGCAGAAGAGGAGCCCUGCCCAGAACCUGUCAGGAAGUCCCAGCACCGCCCCUCAGCUCAGCACAACCACCGCAGCGGUGCCAGCCGUGGCCUCUCCAGGCAGGAGACAAUUGACUCAGAGACCCAGGAGAGUCGAGACUCUGCCUAUGUGGAGCCCCAGGAAGAUUACACCCACGAUCAUGUGGACCACUAUGUCCCGCACCGUGAGCACCACCACGGGAGCAGUGAGCACAGACACAGGGAGGCUCGGUACCGGGCCAGGGAUCGAGAGCAGGACCACAACGAGUGCAACCGACAGCGCAGCCACCACAAAUCCAAGGAUCGCUACUGUGACAAGGAGGGAGAAGGGACCGCCAGGAAACGGAAUGAGGCAGGGGAGUGGGGCAGGGAUGUUUACGUCCGCCAGUGACUCAUGCCCUUGUGAGUGCGUGUGUGUUUUGUUUUUUAAGUCUUGUAUAACACCCCCAAACUCAUCUUUUGGGGUCCACGUUGCAAUCCUAUGUGAUGUCUCUUGUAUAUUUUGUACUGCUGUUGC